Molecule: messenger RNA, 1413 nt
Organism: Miscanthus lutarioriparius
Lineage: Eukaryota; Viridiplantae; Streptophyta; Magnoliopsida; Poales; Poaceae
Source: the annotation of a GenBank genome assembly
AUGGAGACCAUGUCAUACCCUUGCUCACCUCUCAUCCCCUUCCCCACACAUCAUGAGGAGAGCAGCUACCUCCUGUGGUCUCCUCAGGUACUGAUCCCCCUUGAGAAUGGCAACAUGUGCAAUACCGAUGCCGAUCCUUCCCCUGAUCAUCAUCAGCAGCAAGAUCAUGAGCUAAUGAACAUGCUGAUCCAAGAAGCCAAUGUCUUGCUGCUUCAAGAUGAGUUCUCCAAUGGUGAUCCAUCAUUGGACGGUUCCGAUCAGAGGCUGGGACGGCAAGAAAAUGGCAGCUUGCUGUUGGGAGUCCAGGAGGAGAGCAGUUUAGGCGACCUUCUCGUCGCCGGGGCCAGGGCAGUCGAGUCCAGGGACUCGAUCAGCGCCUCGGCCAUCUUGUCGAGGAUCGAUGCAGCACCGGUCAGCUCAUCUGACCAUCUGGCUUUCUACUUCGCCCGGGGCCUGCGGUCCCGGAUCUCCAUCGAAUGCCGGCCGACUCUUGAGGCACCAGCGCCGGGGAACCGGAUGCCGGCGUACCGGAUGCUGCAGGAGCUGUCGCCGUUCAUCAAGUUCGCGCACUUCACCGCCAACCAGGCCAUCCUGGAAGCCACCGCGGACGACCCGGCCGUCCACGUGGUGGACCUCAACGUCGGCGAGGGCGUCCAGUGGGCGUCGCUCAUGUCGGACCUCGCCGGCCACGGCAGCCGCAAGCCGUUCCGCCUCACGGAAGCUUUCGUCACGGCCGACGCCGGAGCCGGCGCGCACCGCAUGGCGGCCACCGCACGGCGGCUCUCGGAGUUCGCCGCGUCGCUCGGCGUCCCCUUCCAGUACAGCUCCCUCCACGUACGCAGCGACGAGGACCUGCACGGCUUCGCGACGAGCUGCUGCAACGGUGGCGCCUCGUCCUCAGUGAUCGUCUCGUGCGACACGACGGAUCAGCCUUACAGCUCGCUGACCAGGCUGCAGCUGCUGCUCGCCGGCAGCGUCGCCAGGAUCCUCCGGCCAAAGCUGGUGAUCACGACAGAGGAGGAGCUCUUCAGGAUGGGCCGAAACCCCGCCUCCUUCACGGAGUUCUUCCGGGAGGCGCUGCUCCACUUCGGCGCGGUGCUGGAGUCCCUGGCGAGCUGCUUCCGCGACGGCGGCUACGGCGCGUGCCUGGCGCUCGUGGAGAAGGAGGCGCUGGGGCCGAGGAUCCAGGACGCCGUGGGGCAGUACCUGUGCGGGCCUGUGACAGGUGGGGCCUGCAGCGUGGAGCUGGCGGGGUUUAGGGCUUGCGAGAUGAGCAGCUUCAGCGUCGCGCAGGGCAGGAUGCUGGCUGGGCUCUUCAGCAGAGGGUUUGGGGUUGUCCAUGGCGAGGGCAGGCUUGCGUUGUGCUGGAAAUCUAGGCCUUUGACCUCGGUGUCUGUCUGGAGUCCUGUGUGA